This is a messenger RNA of Eublepharis macularius, 2032 nucleotides long. RefSeq names its product peptidase inhibitor 16 (gene PI16). The record is from RefSeq and is a predicted model, not a curated record. The transcript is spliced from 5 exons. Gene Ontology annotation, cellular component: extracellular region. NCBI's taxonomy places the organism in Eukaryota, Metazoa, Chordata, Lepidosauria, Squamata, Eublepharidae. The coding region runs from base 1 to 1752 and encodes 583 amino acids.
AUGCUGAGCUCAGGCCUGCGAAUUCCCCUCCUCCUCCUCCUCCUCCUCCUCGUGCUUACAGCGAUGGAGCUGAGCUGGUCCCUUACAGAGGAGGACAAACAGCUGAUUGUGGACCUACACAAUCAGUAUCGUUCUAAGGUUUCUCCUCCAGCUGCAGACAUGCUGAAAAUGAGCUGGGAUCCAGAGCUGGAAACUUUUGCCAAAGACUACGCAACAAAAUGUAUCUGGGAACACAACGCGGACCGUGGAUGGCGGGGCGAGAACCUCUUUGCCAUGUCUGGUGACUUGACUGUGAAGACAGCAGUGGAAGAGUGGUACAAUGAGUACCCGCAUUAUAAUAUGACUACAUCAAUAUGUGCAGAGGGGCAGAUGUGUGGCCAUUAUACCCAGGUGGUCUGGGCAAGCAGCGAGCGUAUUGGCUGUGGGACAGAGUUCUGUAAAACCCUGGAAGUGCUGAAUGAAACCGACAUGCACUUGGUGGUCUGCAACUAUCAGCCCCCGGGGAAUGUAAAGGGUCGAAAGCCUUACAAGGAGGGAUCACCAUGUUCCAUGUGUCCGGAUGGUUAUUCCUGUCAGGACACUCUCUGUGUAUCUAGUGUUGGAAACAUGUCAUCCCCUGGGCCUACAGGAGUAGAAUCAAUUGUCAUUACGACUGAAAGCCCCAAAUCCAUCUCCAUCACAACAGGUCCGGCAUCUACCUCAUCAGAAAGUCCUAAACCUAUCACAGAUGCAGAAGCUGAAUUCCCCACAGCCACAGAACCAACCUCAUCCCUGGAGCCAACUUCAGACAUGGACCUUGAAACAUCUCCAGAGUCACAGACCAAAGGGACUGAUGCCACUUUGACAACAGGGUUUGCUCCUCACAUGAACUUGGACCUAACCCCUAGUCCUGCCUCCCCAGAAACAGGAACUACACAAGUCUUCUAUUCAGAACUUUCUGCAUCUGAUGGCUUAAUCACAUCUGAAGCCAGCAUGAAAAAAGUUGAGCAGCCUCCAACUACCGUUGAACCACUGCAGUCCACUCCUAAGGCAUCACUCACCCCUAAACUGCCCUCUACUCCUAAGAUACCUUCUCCCUCAAAGCCUCCAACUACCGUUGAAACACUGCAGUCUACUCCUAAGGUAUCACUCACCCCUAAACUGCCCUCUACUCCUAAGAUACCUUCUCCCUCAAAGCCUCCAACUACCGUUGAAACACUGCAGUCCACUCCUAAGGCAUCACCCACCCCUAAACUGCCUUCUACUCCUAAGAUACCUUCUCCCCCAAAGCCUCCAACUACCGUUGAAACACUGCAGUCCACUCCUAAGGCAUCACCCACCCCUAAACUGCCUUCUACUCCUAAGAUACCUUCUCCCCCAAAGCCACCCUUCCAUCCUAAACCACCCUACCAUCCUAAGCCACCCUUCCAUCCUAAGCCAUCAUACCCUAAACCAGCCUCCAUUUCUAAAUCACCCGCACGCCAUCGUUUGGCUGCUUAUUCCAAAGCAAUAAAGGGGCUCAAUCAGGCUGUUCAAUCUUCUUCAGGAAAAGCAGCUCACCUCUCUGUCUGUCUGCCCUGCCUUGGAUGUAAACAAAUUAGCGAACCUGAAGAAAUAAAGACUGCACUUAAAGAACUGACCUUCAGAUACCCUUAUGCUCCUUGCUUUUCCCCACUUCCCCGAUGGAGGAGGCAUAGCAAAUGCAGCUGGUGUGGACGUACCUGGGGCCAUGCACUUACAAGGGCCAGUCCCUAUUGGCUCAAAAGUUCAUAGCACGAUGUAUUUAUAUGUAGAGCUCUCCAUCUCUGCAUGUGUAUGUGUGUCCGUGUGCAUGUAUUGUAUUUUCCUUUUUGCACUUUUGUGCACGUCAGUCUGAUGGCAAAGCAUUGUGGGAUGCCCAGAAGCAGAACAUUCUGUAAAUUAUGGUUCAAUGCUCUCCAAAACAUCUGGGCUUUACUAGUUCCCUCUGCCAGUCAAAAUAUAAUACAAGAAUCUAGAUAUUUCAGUCUUACGGGAUUCCAUAUGACCAAGAGCUCAACUAUAACAAGUUGAA